This is a messenger RNA of Passer montanus (Eurasian tree sparrow), 5166 nucleotides long. RefSeq names its product dynein axonemal assembly factor 5 (gene DNAAF5). Gene Ontology annotation, cellular component: cytoplasm. NCBI's taxonomy places the organism in Eukaryota, Metazoa, Chordata, Aves, Passeriformes, Passeridae. Gene Ontology annotation, molecular function: dynein intermediate chain binding. The record is from RefSeq and is a predicted model, not a curated record. Gene Ontology annotation, biological process: cilium movement; inner dynein arm assembly; outer dynein arm assembly.
CGCGUCCCUGGCGACGCGGCCGCCCCGGUGCCGGAUCAUGGCGGCGCCCGCGGCGGCGGCCGAGCUGUCGCAGGCGCUGUCCCGGCCCCUCGGCGUCCUCCAGCAGCCCGAGGGCCGGCCGCUGCCGGGCGCGGUGCUGCAGGAGGUGUUCGCGGCGCGGCUGCUGCGGCCGCUGUCGCGCUGCCUGGCGGGGGACGCGGCGGAGCGGUGCCGGGAGCUCGCCCUGCAGCUGCUCCGCCACGGGCUCAGCCACGGCGAGCGGCCCUGCGAGGCGCUGCCCGUGCUGCUGCCGGCCCUGGCGCAGCGGCUGUGCCCGCCGCAGGGCGCGGAGCCCAGCGAGGAGCUGCGGCUCGGCCUGGUGCAGCUGCUGGGCCUCCUGCUGCAGCGCUGCGGCGCCGCCACGGCCCCCUACCUCGGCGACAUCGCCCGCGUCCUCCAGGCCACCCUCCUCGACCACUAUGCCGAGGUCAGGCGGGAGAGCUGCGGCUGUGCCGUGGCCUGCGCCAGGGCCAUGCCAGAGCACUUCCAUAUGCAAUCAGAGUCGCUGAUAAAACCCCUAAUGCAGACAAUUUCCCACCAACACUACAGAGUUCGUGUUGAUGUGAUCCAGGCUACUGGAGCAGUGAUACAGUUUGGGAAUGGAAAGUCUGUGGAUGAUGUCCUGUCUCAUCUGGCCCAGAGGUUAUUUGAUGAGAUUCCCAAGGUACGGCACGCUGUAACAACUGUCAUUGGAGAAUGGUUGUUGCACCUACGAGACAGAUACUCAUAUUUUCACAAGCUGAUCCCUCUGUUACUUGGCAGCUUUACUGAUGAAAUUCCUGAAAAUGCGAAACUGGCUUGGACCUACUGGGAAAAGAUAGGCUUGCAAUGGGAGAAAGAGAAUGAAGAAGAUUUGAAGGAUAAGAUGGAUUUUAGUGUUUCACCAUCUCAUUAUCCCAAAGGAGAGACUCGACCAGGACUGGGUUGUCGGGAACUUGUGUCGAGAAACCUCUCCAAAAUUCUCCCAGGUCUCUGUCAUGAUAUCACAGACUGGCUUGGAAGCACAAGAAUCAAAGCAUCCCAGCUCCUGUACACAUUAUUGCUGCAUGCAGAGGAUCACAUCACCCAACACAUGGAGCUACUGCUGAGAACUUUGUACCAGGCAUGCUCAGAUGAAGAAAGUGAAGUGGUUAAAAAUAGUGUGAAAGCAGCAGAACUGAUUGGAACGUUUGUCAGCCCUAAGGUAUCUUUGAAAUUAAUCACCCCAGCCUUUGAGCAGACACCCAAAGCCUCCUGUGUGAUGGUUCUGGCUGCAGUGAUUCGAGGUAGCCCAAAAGAAAUUUUACAGCCUCAUGUGGCCCAGCUUGGCAACACACUGUCACAGGCUGGAGUCUGUCAGAGAUCUGAAGAGGUCUUUUAUAUGGAGCAGUUGCUUUAUUGUGUACAAGCAUUGAUUGAAGUGUGCCAGGAAGACUGCAAAGAAAUUAGCUUGCAGCUAAUGAAAGUUUUGGUGACCAUAAUGGCAGUACCAUCUUCUCAGGACCUUAAAGAAAAGGUGGAGAAAACAAUGUCUUCCUUAGCUGCAGUGCAGCAAUUGGAAGGUUUUCACUGUCUCUACAAGCAGCACAUCAUUCAGCUGCUGGAGUGGCUUGCAGUGUCAUGUGAGGGGUGGAGCUGCUAUUCCCCAGAAGUGUUGCAGUUCGAGGUCGUCGCAACCCAUUCAGGUGCUGUCAUAGGUGAAGCUCUGGAUGACUUUGUUCUGGUUCUGAGGACGUGUCUCCAGCCAAGCAGAGAUCCCCAGAUGCGCUUAAAGCUCUUCACUGUUCUAUCCCAGUUGUUGCAGAAAGCAAGUGAAACCAUCAAUUCUCAGGGGCUGUUCCCUAGCUACCUUGAGACUGUGAUAAAAGACAUCCUGGCUCCUAAUCUGCAGUGGCAUGCUGGAAGAACAGCAGCUGCCAUCCGUGCUACAGCUGUAUUGUGCCUUUGGGCUCUCAUCCACUGUGAAAUGCUUUCACCAAAAGAGAUCUUAAAAGUGAAAGAUGAGCUGAUGCCCCAAAUUAUUGCUUCCAUGGAUGAGGACUCUAAAAUUACUCGACUGAUGGCUUGUCGUAUUGUUGAUGUUUUUCUAAAAGUCUGUGGGAGGCAGUUUGAUGCAGAUAAAUUUAAGAACACUUACACAGAGGUGUUGAAGCGUCUGGAUGAUGCCUCGGGUGAUGUGAGACUGGCAGCUGCUCACACCUUGGCUAAUUGGUUUAAGUGCUUAAAGGACAGUGAUGUGAAAUCCUCAAUGGAAGGUCAUGUUGAGUUUCUGUACCAAGAGCUGUUGGUACAUCUCGAUGACCCAGAUGAAAAUCUCCAAAAAGCAGUCCUAGAAGUUUUAAAGGAAGGAAGCAUUUUAUAUCCAGACCUGCUGGUGAGAGAAAUUGAAGGGGUUUUACACAAGCAUCAAACACCAGUCUAUUGUAAUCAGCUGCUACAUCACAUUCAGUCAGCCAAGGAAUCAGCUCUGAAUCACUGCUGAGAUUCUGUGUAGGAAACUGAUGUGAAAUCUGUAUGACUUGGAUUAUCUUUGUAUUUUGGUUUGCUUAAGAAAGGCUGGGCUGGAAGUACAUUGUUUUUUCUUUGUAAAUUCACUGUUGGUUCAUUUGGAAGUGAAAUUAGCGCAAUUCUAUGUUCUUUGCAGUUUGAACAGUUCUUUGUAUUUCCUAGCAAUAAAACAAUGGUUUAAUUCACUUUGCAUUGGUUUUUCAGAUACAAGGUUUAAAGAAGGCAUGUUUUUUCAGGAAUUUAAUUUUUAGAUUAUUUGACAAUGUAAUAAUUUAAUGUCAGAGUUACUAAUGUAAUACAGCAAGGAUUCAGUCUUUCAAAAAGCAUUUCACACUGGAUAAAAUCACACUUCACAGUCAGGUAUGUGGUGACCAGUUUUAUUAGGAAGAAAAAAAGCAGCCAGACUUCUCCUUCGUAAUGCAGCAAAGAGUAUAAUGUUUUGAAUAUUCAUAUUUAUGCUGAUAUAAUAGGGAAAUGGGUAGCACUAAAAGAAUAGUUUUUAUUUUUAUUGUAUUACAUUUCAUGACUGGGAGUAAAGCUGAAUUUUUUUAAUUAAGGUUUAUACAUGAGAAAAAAUGUGCUGUUUUGACAUUUAGAUAACAGUAUUUAUAUUUUUGUACUAAAUAUAUAUCAUUUUCAGUUUUUAUGUUUAUACCACUGUGCCUUGGAAAGCAAGCAACAUUUGUUUGCAUAUUGCUUUGAAAUUAAAUUCUGUGACUUUAGGUUAAAGCUUGGUUUGUUUGGGGUUUUCUUCAGUAGCUUUGUAGAGUGUAAAUUUUGGUGUCAUCUUCUAUUCUCAGCUGUGUAAUAAAAACAGGGAGCUCCUAGAUGCUGUGUUCACCAUUGUGGGGUAGAGUGCUGGGGUUUUUUUGCACAUACAAAUCAUGGAAAAUCAGGAUUCUGAUGAGGGUAUUUUAAAUUAUCUGCAUUACAGACAGAAAGUGCUCUUUGGCUUCUAAUUCCCAAGUGCCUUGGCUUUGUGUCAAGUCUAAAAACAGACUCAGUGGGGGUUGUUCAUGCUCCUUAUGCUGUAGGAAGUGCUCGUGUUUGUUUGUCCAUCUGACCUAACUUUACCUUUUCAGGCCUGUGACACAGUUGUCAACCAACCCAUGAUCUGUUUACAGCAAUGUCUACUUGCCUUCCCAAAGAAACAUUUGAGACUGAUUACACACACAAGUUUUAUUCCUAGCUUAAAGGCAAAGGCAAACUUCUGGCCACUUCUCCACAAAACACUGGCUUGCUUUGAAAAUUCUCCAAAAAGGGACAAUCAUACUAAUGAUACAGAAUAGUUGAGGAGUUUCUUACGGAUCCAAAAGCUAUUGUGCAUUCCUGUAGAAUAGGAUACUCAUUUUAGGCCCUUUGUAAUGUCUUUGAAGUUCAGCUUUCUUUGAAUGAAAAGCCGAAGUACAGCUGUUCCUGUACUGAGCAGCAUUUUAAUUGACUAAAAACUAUUAACUAUUUAACUCACUGUAAGUGGAGAGGCAGCUAAAAUUAUUACAAGGCAAUAUGUAUAAAAUAUAAAUUUUGUGUAAGGCAAUGUGAGUGAAGUAAAAAUCCCUAGAGAACAUUAAAUAGAGUGAAGAGGUUGUGGAGUCUCCAGCCUUGGAUAUAUUCAAAAUGUGACUUGAUACAGCCCUGAGAAACCUGUUCUGCCUGAGCCUGUUGGGCAGGAGUGGGACUACAUACAGCAUCUCCAGGGGUCUCUUCCAGCCUGACUGUUCUGUGGUUCCAUGAAAUUGUUUCCUUAGUCUAAUCAAUUAUUAAAAAGCCAAUUAAAUUAGACUGGAAAUAGACUCUAUGCUAGCUGAGACCUUGUUCUCAAAAUAGCCUUUCAAAGCCCUGCGAAGCAGGAGGUUCCUGCAAUACAACCUAAAGUUUCACUUCAGCAGCAAGAACCCAGAUCUUAUGGUAAAGUUCCCUUGAAAGUCCCCUAAAUGCAUCCUACUUAAUGAUGCUACUACAGGCGUGAUAUUUUUAGCUUCUUGUGUUGACAAAAUUUAGAUUCUUUACCACUGAUUAACAGCCUCAUGAUAGCUGCAGUACAAAUGUUGGUCAAGUGCUUUUAAUUACUCUUGUGAUGUAAAGCAGAGAUGUUUGCAAACCCAACUUCAAAUGUGGGAUGAGAGAAGAGAACAUUCUUGGUUGACGUGGAAUCUGGUCAAAGUUUUUCAAGAUGUUCUAAAGCUGGCACACAAAUAGUAAGAGCUGAAGUAUUCCUCAAGCUUGAUAUCUUCAGCAGGCUGGGAAUUUUUUGUUCCUCCAUAUGUUGAACAUUUUGUUAUCUUUCGGAGCUGUCCGUUGUGGGAUGCCUCACAAAGAAAAAUCUCCACAUUAUCCAGCAAACCAGCUUUUUCUUCAGAGCCAGGAGAGCUUGUUAAAAUGAAUAUUCUAAUAGUCCUUCUAGAGACAUGCUACACAACAGCUUGAUCUUGUUUGUGUGUGUGUGACAAACUGGGGAUCUGCCACAUGUCUAUUAGGUCUUCUGGGUAUAGGACUUGGUAUAGUGCUAACCUUGCUUGUAUUUCAAUUUGUAUUACCAAAAUUUCUUAAAUUCCUUUACAAAAAAUUAUUGUUAUGUGCUGUCAUAUUACAGUGUGCUGUCAAUGUGGUUUAUUUAAAGUCAUUUUCUUUGAGACUCAA